Messenger RNA from Talaromyces stipitatus ATCC 10500, 3031 nucleotides. RefSeq names its product DNA replication licensing factor Mcm6, putative. Bases 1 to 2898 code for a protein of 965 amino acids. NCBI's taxonomy places the organism in Eukaryota, Fungi, Ascomycota, Eurotiomycetes, Eurotiales, Trichocomaceae. The transcript has 4 exons. Gene Ontology annotation, cellular component: MCM complex; nucleus. Gene Ontology annotation, molecular function: single-stranded DNA binding; single-stranded 3'-5' DNA helicase activity; ATP binding. The record is from RefSeq and is a predicted model, not a curated record. Gene Ontology annotation, biological process: mitotic DNA replication; double-strand break repair via break-induced replication; DNA replication initiation.
AUGUCCUCCCUUUUCGAAGCCGUCCUUCAAUCCGAGGCGGGAUCAGUUAACAGUGGUAGACAGCCAUCCAGCAGUCGCCCACAUCUACCAUCAGAAAGCAAUGCGCCGAUGAGCGACAUGCAGCCACUUCCAGACGAUGAGGUUGUUGGGGCUGCGAAUGGCGCCGUCAACCGUCUACGAAAUCCAUACGCAACUGCACCGACUCCAGUCCGCGAUCAAACUGGUGACAAGGUGCGACAGGCAUUUGAAAAAUUUCUAGAGACUUUUCAAGAAGAUCCCAUGAACCAAGUUGCUCCUCCACCGUCUUCGGCGCAACAAUACAGUGACAAGUAUUAUAUUCAACAAAUUCACGGCAUGAAGGAACUCCAGCUUUCCACGCUUUACGUCGACUAUAAUCACCUCGCAGCGAGUGAGGACGAUGCCUUGUCCGGAGCUAUUGCAAAUCAAUAUUAUCGCUUCCAGCCUUUCCUCAUUCGAGCUCUACACAACCUCCUUGCCAAAUAUGUGCCGGGGUAUUUCGUCUCCCACCGCCAACCAACCAGCAUCUCGUCCCAGCAAAGCGCGUCGGUUGUAGCAAAUGGCAGCACAAGCGAUGUAUCUCAAGAGGAAAAAGAUAUGAGAUUAAAAACACGUCACCAGCAGACGGAUCGAGUGUUCGCUUUGGCUUUCUACAAUUUGCCUCUAGUGUCUCGACUACGCCAGUUACGAACAUCACAUAUCGGGAAGCUACUCUCGAUUUCGGGGACGGUAACACGGACGUCAGAAAUUCGACCCGAACUUUCGCUCGGAACAUUCAUCUGCGAAGCAUGCCGAACACCCUGUACCAAUAUAGAGCAGACGUUCAAAUAUACUGAACCCUCUCAGUGUCCCAAUCCUACCUGUGGUAAUCGGACGGGUUGGCGCCUUGACAUUGCAAAGAGUACAUUUGUCGAUUGGCAAAAGAUCAAACUUCAGGAGUCCUCACACGAAAUCCCCACGGGAAGUAUGCCACGUACCAUGGAUAUCAUUGUCAGAGGAGAACUGGUCGAUAGAGCCAAGGCUGGUGAGAAAUGUAUUUUCACGGGAACAUUGAUCGUCGUUCCUGACGUUAGUCAACUGGGCUUGCCUGGCGUACGCCCAGAGGCAAAUCGCGACAAUGGAGCUUUCCGUGGCAGCGAUGUCGGUGGUGGAGGUGUUUCUGGUCUCAAGUCUCUAGGUGUCAGAGAUCUCACUUACCGUCUUGCUUUCUUGGCCUGCAUGGUUGCUCCGGAUAUGACAACUCCCGGUCAACCUACAACUCAAAAUCUCACUGGCCAAUCCCAAAACAUCCUGGCAUCAUUGAAUCAGAAUGAACCAAUUGCAGAAGAUGCAGAAUUUGCACAGGAGACCCUCCUACAGACCUUUACUCCGGCAGAGGUGCAGGAAUUGAAGUCUCUUGUCGAGAGUGAACACGUUUACCAGCGCCUUGUCAACUCAAUAGCCCCUAUGAUAUACGGCCAUCAGUCGAUUAAAAAGGGUCUUUUGCUGCAGUUGAUCGGCGGUGUGAGCAAAAGUACCGAACGAGAGGGUAUGCAACUUCGAGGUGAUAUCAAUAUUUGUAUUGUUGGCGAUCCCUCAACCAGUAAAAGUCAAUUUUUGAAAUACAUCUGCUCGCUGCAUCCACGAGCCGUUUAUACCAGUGGUAAAGCUUCGUCUGCGGCAGGUUUGACAGCUUCGGUUGUCAAAGAUCCAGAGACCGGCGAGUUUACCAUUGAGGCGGGUGCUCUCAUGUUGGCUAACGGAGGAGGCAUUUGUGCAAUUGACGAAUUUGAUAAAAUGGAUGUUGCAGACCAGGUUGCUAUCCAUGAAGCCAUGGAACAGCAGACGAUUUCGAUUGCCAAGGCUGGAAUUCACACAACUCUUAAUGCGCGAGCAUCAAUUCUCGCUGCUGCCAAUCCAAUCGGAGGUCGAUACAAUCCUAAGGCCACUCUACGCUCUAAUCUCAAUCUUAGUGCACCUAUCAUGAGUCGAUUCGACUUGUUCUUUGUUGUUAGAGAUGAGCCCAAUGAACAAGUUGACCGCAACCUAGCGACACACAUUGUCAACGUUCAUAUGAACAGAGAUGAAGCCGUGGAACCUGAGAUCAGCACCGAGCUACUUCAACGUUAUAUCCGGCUGGCACGAACUUUCAAGCCUGUAUUCACAGAGGAGGCGAAGGUGGUACUAGUAGAGAAAUACAAAGAGCUUCGAGCAAACGAUGCACAGGGAGGCAUUGGCAGAUCCUCUUACCGUAUUACCGUCCGUCAGCUAGAGUCUCUGAUCCGUUUGUCGGAGGCAGUAGCCAGAGCCAACUGUGUCGAAGAGAUACUGCCGAGAUUCGUCCGUGAAGCAUACAACCUUCUCCGACAGAGUAUCGUCACCGUUGAGAAAGACGAUGUCGAAGUUGAAGAGGACGAAGACAACGAGACAUCUGCACAGCGCCAAGAUCACGACGCAGACGAGAUGAUGGAUGAUUCCCGUGACCGCGACGGUGACAGCCCAAUGGCUGAUGACGCGGAAGCAGCGGCACCUGAAUUAGCUCGGCCUCGGACGACCAAGAUUACCUAUGAGAAGUACACAAAGACCCUCAACCUCCUCGUUCGACGCGUCAUGGAAGACGAAGCCGCAUCCGGUAACGGCGUCGAGCAAGAGGAGCUCUUGACCUGGUACCUAGAACAAAUCGAGUCCGAGCUAGAGAGUAAUGAAGAUUUACAACGAGAGCGUAGUCUGGCAAGGAAAGUGCUCAAACGCAUGAUCAAGGAUAACAUCCUCAUGCCCAUCAGCGGCCAAGGCCUCAUGGACGAAACGCAAGGUGAGCAACAAGACGAAGAUGCUACGCAGCCACAACUCGUAUAUGUAUUACAUCCCAACUGCGCAAUUGAAGAUAUAGAUUUGGAUUAAUCAUAGUCUACUGGAUUGAAUAUUGUUUGAUUGAUGAUGGGCGAUACGGGUUUUGUUAUGGCUUUGUUCUCAGGAGGGGCCUUCGGUUGCAUUUCCAUUUAGGGUUUGUUUGCAUGGUUGUGAUGUAUGAAAA